GAGAAUUGGAGUCACUUCAGCCGAUCCUGUGCUGUUACUGCUGGACCCGCCCCACACGCACCAGGACGGCCUUGGACCCACACACCAGACACAGACGGUCCCGCUAGCAAGAAAUAACACUAAUCACCACCACCACCGCCAGCAGCAGGGAUGGUGGACGUGACAAGCACCAAUUUCUCCUCUGUGCUGCCCUUAAUAGUGGAGGAGGCGAGGUCAUGCUCCUUCCUGGCCCUUGACACGGAAUUCACGGGACUGCUCGCUGACUCCGCCUUCAGGAACAACCCCACACGCACCAGGACGGCCUUGGACCCACACACCAGACACAGACGGUCCCGCUGGCAAGAAAUAACACUAAUCACCACCACCACCGCCAGCAGCAGGGAUGGUGGACGUGACAAGCACCAAUUUCUCCUCUGUGCUGCCCUUAAUAGUGGAGGAGGCGAGGUCAUGCUCCUUCCUGGCCCUUGACACGGAAUUCACGGGACUGCUCGCUGACUCCGCCUUCAGGAACAAUCUGUUUGAUGACGGGCCCCAGCGUUACCACAAGCUGAGUGCCAACCUGCGGCGCUUCUCUGUAGUGCAGCUUGGCCUGGCACUGUUCACGGGCGUGCCAGACCAGAAUGCCUACAGUGUUACCAGCUACAAUUUUUACCUGCGGCCUCAUUCUUGUGGCUCCAGCGAUCCCAUCAUUGCCUGCCAAACUUCCAGCCUUGAGUUCCUGCAGAAAUAUAACUUUGAUUUUAAUAAGUGGCUCUACGAAGGUGUGCCCUACAUGAACCGUGAUGAAAUAGAUGACCUCCGAACUGAACUGACAGAUCUCUUCAGUGGCAAGAAAGCAUCACACAUGUCUUAUGAGGUGGAGAGACACUUCCGCUGUGUUGGUGAUGGAUGGCUGGAGUGGAGGAUGGCGAGACACACCCUUAGUGGAGUUGAAGACAUCCACUCCCAGGCUACUCUUCUUGCCGCCCUCCACACAUCCUUCCUUGAGCUGUGGGCCACACUGCAGGAUGGCCUGAUUGUGGUGAAAAAAGUAUCAAACAACGAGAGAGCAAGAUUAGAAGAGGAAGACCCAAACCGUACCCAGUUAAUAGAUGGAAUAAUUGAGAGGAACAAAGGAUUCACAAGUCUUUUCCAGGUCCUUGUUGAGCUUCAGAAACCAGUCGUCGUUCAUAAUGGCCUUCUUGAUCUUCUGCUGAUAUAUAAACAGUUCCACAAGAGAUUGCCGGCUUCUUAUGACCUCUUUAAAUCGGAGGUGCACAGACUCUUUCCCUUCAUAUAUGACACCAAGUUUGUGGCGGAGGAACUCAAGUAUAAGCACAAGGAGGAUACUUUUGUGAGUCGAGCUUUAAGUAAGACAAACCUCGGGGACCUGGCCACUGCUAUGAGAGGAGACCUGCCUGUUUUGUAUCUGCCCAAGCUGCACCACACAACACCAGGCAAUAAAUACACGCAAGAGGGAGCAACUCUGCAUGAGGCGGGCUAUGAUGCUUUGCUGACGGGUUUCUGCUUCCUGCGCAUGUGUCACCUGGCCGCCAUGGUGCAGCUCCAUCAGACACAGCACCAACGGCCCCUCAGUCCCCGGGAGCACCUGUCCACCCUGAGGCCGUAUGCUAACAAGAUGCACCUUCAGAGGUCAGCUGUUCCCUUCAUGUCCCUAGCUGGCGCUGACCCGAGGACCAAGCGCCCGCCAUGGCUAGUGGUGCAGGGGCGGGGUGGGGCCAUGAGGGCGUCGCCAGGCCUGGUCUCGGCGGCCCUGGCUAAGUAUGGACAGUUGGACGUGCAGCCACUCAAUAACAAUUCUGUGCUGGUGGCUAUGUCUUCAUGGAGGAGUGUUACAGAGAUCCUGGCAAACCUGUCCUCUGAGGGUCCUCUCAAGGCGCAGGUGUACACCAGGCUGAGACACUCCACCCUGGGCCGCAGCGUUGUGUGGUCCGGCGCCGUGCUAUCGACGGGACUCUGUGCCUGGCUGGUGUACCGCUCCUUCAGGAAGUCUUCACCUUGACACCACCAAUGGAUAGAGGUACACUGUAGUACUACAAUUAGAAAAGUCAUACAUUUGUUUUUU
Molecule: messenger RNA, 2065 nt
Organism: Portunus trituberculatus (swimming crab)
Lineage: Eukaryota; Metazoa; Arthropoda; Malacostraca; Decapoda; Portunidae
Product: pre-piRNA 3'-exonuclease trimmer-like
Biological process (GO): nuclear-transcribed mRNA poly(A) tail shortening
Cellular component (GO): endoplasmic reticulum; cytoplasm
Molecular function (GO): poly(A)-specific ribonuclease activity; RNA binding
Source: RefSeq, a predicted model, not a curated record